Messenger RNA from Leishmania mexicana MHOM/GT/2001/U1103, 834 nucleotides. RefSeq lists its product as hypothetical. NCBI's taxonomy places the organism in Eukaryota, Euglenozoa, Kinetoplastea, Trypanosomatida, Trypanosomatidae. The transcript has a single exon. The coding region runs from base 1 to 834 and encodes 277 amino acids. The record is from RefSeq and is a predicted model, not a curated record.
AUGGCCUCGACGCUCGAGGAUGAGAUCGCCUUUCUCCUCAGUGUUGCCGCGCACCUGGGACAUUCGUCGGAGCACGUUGGCGAGAACGAGGACGACGCCGGUGGUGCUCCCCCUGUCUCGUCCCUCACUACGAGCGAGCGUGAGGUGUUGGCAGAGUUGCUGCUGCUCGAGAAGAAGGAGGGUGAUUACGUUUUCGCGACGCGUGCCGACACCGCCGUUGCGGGGGAGGUGGAGGCCUUGCUAGCUGAGAGUCCUUUAACCGCUAUGUACAGAGGGGAGGCGGUCAGCCCUUACACGCGCUUCAUCCUUAGCUUCUACAGCAGCACCCUUUAUGCGCAGGUGCCUACGAAGGUGAACACAAUCGCCAUACGUCUAUUCCAACGCUUUUUGUGCGGCUGCCGCGGCGAUGCCCUUCAACGGCUGCAUCACGGCUGCGGCGGGAGGUCGAUGGAGGUGGUCCUGCGCGAGUGUCUCAACCUGGCCGGUAAUCUCUCGUCCACUCUGCAAAUUGCGGCACCGUCAGAGAUGACGGGACUGGUGAUCACGGAGCUCAACUACGAUGUGCAGGAGGUGUCGCCACUCGACUAUCUCGACGUGAUCUUGCCACACAUUUCGUAUCUUUCUCAAAUGUGCCAGCAGGCUUCCCUGCUGCUGCUGGCGCACGAGGAGAUGGUGCGACAACCGUCUUCCCUUGUCGCAUUGUUUACCAUUGUCUUCACCAUCCGCAACAUGGGGACAGGCGACGACGCGGUUACACUUUUGCUGUCCAGCUGGCCAGAGUGCAGACAAGCGGCGUUUUACCGCAUGAAUGCUUUCUUAAACUGCUUCACAUAA